This is a messenger RNA of Grosmannia clavigera kw1407, 1695 nucleotides long. RefSeq names its product sh3 domain containing protein. The record is from RefSeq and is a predicted model, not a curated record. The transcript is spliced from 4 exons. Gene Ontology annotation, molecular function: protein binding. Lineage: Eukaryota; Fungi; Ascomycota; Sordariomycetes; Ophiostomatales; Ophiostomataceae. Bases 1 to 1695 code for a protein of 564 amino acids.
AUGACAGGUUGUAUUUCGCUCGAGGGCUCGACGGAGUGUCCCGCAUUUUCGUCAUCGUCCAUUUCUACCACUGCUAGCCAGGACUAUAAUUUCCUCCAAUAUGUCUCGGACAGAGCCGGCUUCGACUCGGCUCUCGCCUCAUAUGUGCAGACAAGCUAUGUUCAACAACAAUUCCAGGAGCGCCUCGGUUGCCAUGGUAUCGAUCUCACGAAUACCAGCAAUCUCUAUCCCCGAUUUCUCAAGUCAACCAUCUGCAGCAGUCUUGUCCAGGCCUCAGUAUCGGCUUGCAACCUGACUUCCGCAAAAUCUCGCCCGCUCUGCGCAGACUCAUGUGCCGAGUUUGCCGAGAGCGAAGCCUACAUUCUGGCCGAUAGUGCCCUCUGCUACAAUACAACGUCGGACGCACAGCAAUUGAUACGAGCGGACUUUACGACCUGCGCACUUCCAGACGAUUCACUCUCCACGGCACAAUGCAUCUCCGGCACUGACAACGAGCCGGACAACUGCGGUUAUGGCAAUAGUACUAUUGGGUUGUGCUCAUACUGCUCGUCUGGCGGUAUUAACUCCACCGACACGUGCUGUUACUCAGCCAAUGCGUCAAGUAGAUGCGCCGAUGUUAUCCUUCCCACCAUUACCACGACGAUGACAUUUGCUACCGUGACCGCAUCGGCUACCACAACCGCAAGUGGCAGCUCUACGGGGCCGGAGCAUAGUGUCCACAAAGGCCUUUCCGGUGGUGCUAUUGCUGGAAUUGCUAUUGGAUCUGUUGUAGGAGUUGCCUUGUUGGCGUUCCUGGCGUUCCUGGCCCUUGCGAUUCUGAGACGGAGACGGAGCGGGAGUCAAGACGGGAGCGUUUUCAACCAACCAUCGCCUGCUAGGAGGGGGGCUACCAUGUCCCAAAUUGGAGCGCACUCGUCCCACGGAGCCCAGCGGCCAUUCGACGUGCUUCCUGGUGGCCGUAUUGCGAGGAUGUCGGCUUUGGAAAGCCGUGAUGAACGCAAUUCGCCCACGCCUCCGGAACGAGGAGUGCCAUCUGCGGCUGCGUUGUCUGCUGGUGCUGCUGCAGGCUACUCGACACGCAGCAGCAGGCGACAUGGUGACGACCGCUCGUCGUCUGACGGCUUCCUCGACAGCCCGGAUUCGGGGGUCCGAAGAGGCGUCUUGCGACCACCACCGACUAUGCGGAGGACUGGGUCUCUUUCGAGCAACUCCGUUCUCGCCGGCGAAGACCCGCAAUCUCCUUCCAGCACUGGCGGGAUGUCCUCACCACACGCCUUGACCAGCCAGCAGUCGGAGCAGUUGCCUUUCUUCAAGGACUAUUACUCACAGGACGAUAUCCACCCCGGCGACCGCGUUUCUGUUCUAUGGGCCUAUCAGCCACGGGCAGCAGACGAGUUCACGCUGGAUCGUGGCGACAUGCUCAAGGUUGUCGGCAUCUGGGAUGACGGCUGGGCCACAGGUGUGAUCGCUGAUGAACGUGCCGAGGACUGGGAAGCCCGGAAACAGGCCCAGCGAGAUAGCGGGGUGUCCAACACAUCAGGCCGCGGCCGGGAGAUAUCGCCGGCUGUCAGCGGCGAGAUCAAGGCGUUCCCUCUGGUCUGUGUCUGCCUUCCCGAGCACUGGCGAAAGACGAUUGAAGGUGACGGAUCGACUGAAACUGGUUCGAGUGGGAACCAGGGUAUUUAUGGACCCUGA